AGGCACGUGACUCCAAAUGGCCGCUGUCGCUUCCUCUGCCUCGCGCGCAGCUCCGUCCCCACUUCCCGUCUGCCCGUCCGAGUCGGUCCGACGCGCGCGCCGUUUCUGAGUCCGCUUUGGAGGUCACUUGUGCACGCGGAGGCUUUUACACGCACAGCACGAGAAACGGCGGCACGAGCCUUUGGAGUAACAUCAUCACUGCACACCGCGUCAGAACCGAACCGAACCGAGCCGAGCCGAGCCGAGCCGGGGAGAGAAACUUCGAUCGGUCGCGAGACGCCGGUGGGAGGAGCCAACAGGUUACCGCUCACAGUGAAAGGAUGGCACACACUGGAGGAGCGGCCCAUGAGGGGUGAAACGGGACACUGUGGCAGCCCAUAGCCACACUGAAUUGCCAAGUACAAGCAGUGUGGAGGUACCCAGUUCCAGCGGGUCAACAAAUAGCCCACCAGCUUGCUCUUUGCAGGCAAUGUUUGCUGAGCUGGUGGAGGAGGACACAGGACACAAUCAACAAGAAAUCACAAUCAUCUCGCAGAUCAACCACUAUCUAGCAGAACCCGUAAUGCUACGCAGUGGACAGCCACUUGCCUAUUGGCAGGGAAAAGAGGACAUAACACUAAUGGCUGCUCACUUCAUUUCAAAACACCAAAGGGAACCUUCUAAAAGCUCCUCAGAACCUCAGAUUUCUUCCUAACUUGUCCCCCCUCCCCUUUUGAUCAACUGGACGGCCGAAACAGCACUACAAAGUUGUCCUUCAGAGACUUCAAACCAGAAACCACCCUAAGGAUCUGAAUCUUUGAGAAAACACACACACACACACACUUUUUCGAUGGGGGAGGAAUCCCCGUGAUGCAUCCCUGAAGUGGCUGUUUUGGAUUUUGUGGCUUGUACGUGUGCUGAGACAGCCAUGUCGGGGAAGGGCUUCCCUGUGGCUCACUUCUCCUACUUCCUCCCUCAUGUGAUUGGUGGGCUCUCACCGCCCUCAAUGCCGACCAUGUCUGUGAGCGGAUACAGCACACCCUCACCAGCUACCGUGGAGACACAGAGCACGAGUUCAGAGGAAAUCGUCCCCAGUCCGCCGUCUCCUCCUCCGCCACCGAGGGUCUACAAACCCUGCUUCGUCUGCCAGGAUAAAUCCUCUGGCUACCACUACGGCGUCAGCGCCUGUGAAGGCUGCAAGGGAUUUUUCCGCAGGAGCAUCCAGAAGAACAUGGUAUACACGUGUCACCGGGAAAAGAGCUGCAUAAUCAACAAGGUGACGCGAAACCGCUGCCAGUACUGCCGCCUGCAGAAGUGUCUGGAAGUGGGCAUGUCCAAGGAGUCGGUGCGGAACGACAGGAACAAGAAGAAGAAGGAAGAGAAGAAGGUGGAGUGUGUGGAGAGCGGCGUAAUGAGCCCCGAUACAGAGCUGAUGAUCGAGCGUGUGAGGAAAGCGCACCAGGACACAUUCCCCUCGCUCUGUCAGCUCGGCAAAUACACCACGAGUAACAGUUCAGAGCGACGUGUCUCACUAGACGUGGACCUGUGGGAUAAAUUCAGCGAGCUCUCCACCAAAUGCAUCAUCAAAACGGUGGAGUUCGCUAAGCAGCUUCCUGGCUUUACCACGCUCUCCAUCGCUGACCAGAUCACUCUGCUCAAAGCCGCCUGCCUUGACAUCCUGAUUCUACGCAUAUGCACACGCUACACACCUGAGCAGGACACCAUGACGUUCUCAGACGGGUUGACGCUCAACCGCACACAGAUGCACAAUGCUGGCUUCGGGCCGCUCACAGACCUGGUGUUUGCAUUCGCCAACCAGCUGCUGCCACUCGAGAUGGACGAUGCAGAGACUGGCCUCCUCAGUGCCAUCUGCCUGCUGUGUGGGGAUCGUCAGGAUCUGGAGGAGGCCGAUAAGGUGGAUGUGCUGCAGGAGCCACUGUUGGAGGCACUGAAGCUCUAUGUGAGGAAGAGGAGGCCCCACAAACCCCACAUGUUCCCUAAGAUGCUGAUGAAGAUCACAGACCUGCGGAGCAUCAGCGCCAAAGGGGCAGAGCGUGUGAUCACACUAAAGAUGGAGAUCCCUGGCUCGAUGCCUCCUCUCAUCCAGGAGAUGCUGGAGAACUCGGAAGGGUUGGAGAGCACGGGGGGUGGAGCUAGUUCUCGGUCAAACCCUGCCCCCUCAGGCAGCUGCAGUCCCUCACCCAGCUCCACCCACAGCAGCCCAUCCACGCAGUCGCCCUGACACACACACCAUAUCCUCCUCUUCCUCUUGGCUCCGCCCACUCACUGCUGCAGGGGCUCAGUUGUCCACCGCUUCCUGUCUCUCUCCCUCUCCACUGCUGUAAAGACUCAUCAGACAGAUGGAGGAGAGAAAGUUUCACAGACAUGAAAAAGCAAACGAGAGCAAAGAACUCAACUCUGAGUGUGCACUUUUUUCAUUUUCUUUCUCCAACAUCUCAGGCCUGGACUUCACCACAACAAAUGGACUUGGCCUUUACUUCAGAGAGGCUGUUUUUUUUUGUUUGUUUUUUUUAAUACACAAAAAUAUAUAUAUAAAUAUAUAGAGAGAAGAACCCAGGAAUGACUGUGGAAGAACAAAACAACAUGGACUUGGAGUGUAGCUGUAUUUCUUCACUGAAUUUUUUUUUUUCCUCUCUUUUUAUGACGUUAGAGAAAAUGGGGGGAAAAUUACAGAGUGAGUUAUUGCUUUAUUUCAGACUGAUGAUGCAGUUUUUCAUGGAAAUGAAAAUGUCAAAAAAAAUUUAAUUUACACUCGUAAAUUGUGCACAGAUGAAAUGAUAUAAAACUGUGGUUGAAAAAA
Molecule: messenger RNA, 2800 nt
Organism: Neoarius graeffei (lesser salmon catfish)
Lineage: Eukaryota; Metazoa; Chordata; Actinopteri; Siluriformes; Ariidae
Gene: raraa
Product: retinoic acid receptor, alpha a
Exons: 11
Coding region: 908-2221 (437 amino acids)
Biological process (GO): cellular response to corticotropin-releasing hormone stimulus; regulation of transcription by RNA polymerase II; retinoic acid receptor signaling pathway
Cellular component (GO): transcription regulator complex; nucleus
Molecular function (GO): nuclear glucocorticoid receptor binding; RNA polymerase II cis-regulatory region sequence-specific DNA binding; nuclear receptor activity
Source: RefSeq, a predicted model, not a curated record